Alternaria arbusti is the source of this 7533-nucleotide messenger RNA. RefSeq lists its product as uncharacterized. The record is from RefSeq and is a predicted model, not a curated record. Gene Ontology annotation, cellular component: nucleus. Bases 1 to 7533 code for a protein of 2510 amino acids. Gene Ontology annotation, biological process: protein phosphorylation; telomere maintenance; DNA damage checkpoint signaling. The transcript has 8 exons. Lineage: Eukaryota; Fungi; Ascomycota; Dothideomycetes; Pleosporales; Pleosporaceae. Gene Ontology annotation, molecular function: protein serine/threonine kinase activity; protein binding.
AUGGCCCGCAAAGGCGGGAGCUCGACUCAGCGGAUGGCACCGCCACCUGUGACUAACGGCAACUCGAAUGGCGUGCCCCCACCGUCGACCAUUGCGGCACAAAUCGUCAAUAAUGCGUCAAAUGUUCAUGCGUGGCAGGGCGAGGCAACCAAAGUCAGCUUUGGUGAGCUGGUCAAAGAGUUUCUCCAACACCCAAACACGGACGAGCCCGAUGCACAGCUCGUAGCGCUCAUAAGUGUCAUCGCCGAAGCAGGACUUGAAGGCUUGUUCAAAGAUGAUCCGUUCGCCCAGGACCAGCAGAGACAGCAGGGUAUUGACAGUAUUGCCGCGCUCACUUUCAUCUUGCAACAAAAGCCACAUCUGCUGCUGAGCGUUAGAGAGACCGAAGAUGACGGCAUCUCUCGUCCUCCGCUUAUUCUCUGGUUGAUUCCUAAGUUAUUGGGCUUGGUAGCACAUGAAGCACUCACCUAUGUGCACGAACAUGCACACCAAAUACUGCAUCUCUGCCUAAGCGCGCUCACACGAGCAUCUGCCCUCUGGCGUCCCGCUGCAGCAGUCUCACAGCUUUACAGAUCAUGUGCGCAAACUAUUUUGACAGAGCUGCGGUCCAUGGAUGAUCCAGCUUCGGCAGCCGUACUGUCUUUCAACCUACUCCUACCAUCGUCAAGCAGCAUCAGCGACUUUUGGCCAGACAGCCAGCAAAUCAUUGCUUUGCCCCAUGAUCUGCAGCGAGCAGUCACUUCGCGACUCGGAGCCAUCCAUGCCGGUUUUUGUCUUCUCACCACCUUGGCAUGUGUUGCUCCGCCCCAGGGCAGAGCGUCGGCGACGCCUAGUUCCCUAGAUCACCAUGUACCAUGGAUCAUCGACAGUGCUCAAGAUUUGUGGAAGCAUUUUCGGCGUUGGACGGUAACUUCGGAGAGAGGCAUCCUCGUCAAUGAAAUCACGCUCGCAUAUCUGCAGCUACUCGAAACUCUGUUCCUUCCUGCAGGCGCCCCCGGAGACCGUUCAUUGGAAUCGCUGAAGAAUGCACAGUCGCUUAUCAAUAGUCUCAGCGAUCUCGUUGAUGGUUUAUCGACAGCGCCAGAGUUAGCCUCAGAAGUCAUUCAAGUGCGACUGGCCAUCAUUCUUACCCGGUUACGCAGUGUCCUUACUUCGCCAUUAACGGACGACUCAGCCACACGACGUCGAAAGAACAUGAGCAGAUCGGUCGUUCUGAACGACGUUGAGGCUAUCGUAGCUAGAGCCUGUCAGAAUGUUGAACGCUUCUCUCAGCUUCACAAAGACUUGCAGCUCUCCCUUUGCCUCUGGACGGCACCAGGUAUAUGGCCUAUCCACAUUGCGGACAUACGAAGAGAGCUCUGCGAGGGUGAUACUGGCAGUUUCUCGGAUGCUCAACUUUCCGAAGAAUCGACACCAAUCCUGAAAGGUUUCCGGAUGUUGAACUUGGGCAAUGAGGAAAGGCCUGCGAAGCGGCGAAAGAAGCUCCUGGAUACUCCAGACAUCAAUCAUACCACCUAUGAGCGACUCGUGAUGAUACUGAAUGGCAGUACCCAUGACUCCCCGGUUCUCAACCUAACCAAUCUCCACAAUAUCAUUGAGGCAAGGUACUCUUCUAUGAUGGACGACGAUCAACAAAAUGAACGUGUACAAGUGGACCUCAUGACAGCGUUUGCGAAGAUUGCAUGCGCCGGUUCCCGGUGUCUAGAACUAUCUCAGUCUACAUCGCAGCCAGUACAUUCGCUAAGCUGCGUGUUAUGCGAUACGAAUUCUCGCCACGAACGAAGCGCCAUGACAUACUGGAACAAACAGGACGAUAGAGAGAGCUGGAAGGAAGUCAUUGCCGCUAUGCUUAUCAUAACCAAAGAGCCAGCAUUUGAGGAGUCGCUGCAAGCUCGGAUACUAAUGGCUGUCGCUAUUGGCCGUGUCUAUAACCACAUCUCUGACUCUGAGUAUCUGUCUCUCGAGAUUUGUGAGCUAGGACAGUGGCUGCUUGCGUCUAUGAGCAGAUCUCUGAGAGAACUGAAGCUUGCCGCAACAAGCUCCUUGAUGGUAUUCCUGCGGGGCGAUAUAUCCAAAAAUACCCGCAGUAAGAAUCGGCGGUCGUUCAUUGAGUUCCUGGACGCUUUAGCGCAGCGCAACGUUCUGUCCGAUCAGGAGACGCUCAUUAUCGCGUAUGGUCGAACAGCGUUGACGUGUGGAGAGCUCGAGCUACCGAUCAUAUUACAUCACUUGGUCGAAUACUUUGGUCAUUCCAACGCACUGGUGUGCGGUAUGGCUUACCGCGAACUUGAAACAAUCGCCAAAGGGUUGUCGAUGUCCACGAUGCAGCUCUUGAGUCCUUACUGGAAGGUCAUUGGUUUCUCGGUCAUCAAAGACUACAUUAAGAAGCCCCAGAAAGCGCAGCAAUUGGCAGAUCUGAUCGAGCAAAACGUUCGCCAGUUGUUGGUACUGACACAAGCGGAUACCCUUCCGCAUCUCGUUUUGAGCAAAAGAAGAGAUAUCAUCGAAAAGAUCGCCCAAGCACGGAAGGCUUCUAUCAUCGACGUCUUGACCUAUCCAAGAGGUAAUCUGUCGAAGAUACUUGCUCUACUGCUAUCACAGCCCGUUGCCGACGUUGAAAAGACAGCAAUGGAAACGUUAGCAGCUAUUGAGCCUGCUAUCCGAGAGAGCAGCAAUAACAGGCUUGAUUCGUGGGUUGCCCUAGACAUCACUGGUGUUGCUAUCGAGAUACUCAGGCUGGCUGCAGACCAAGAGGGAGUCGGUAAGAAGCCAUACUACAGCGCUUUCAGCACGCUGGCGUCGCUCGCACCCGAUACCAAGUCAGGACAGCGCAAAUCGACGUCAAAGUCCAAGAAUCUAGAUGCCUUCUGCGAGACGCAUAUUCUGGGCAUCAUCGCAUAUCUUUCAAACGUCAUCGCGGCUCCUAGCGCCCAGGGUAAAGCCGCACAGUAUACGAUGCCCGACAGGAAAAAUUGCAUAGCUGCUAUCGGCGAUCUCAUCUCCCUUGCACGCUUUAGCGUAAACGGCGCGUUACCGCAGAUCCGCGCUUGUCUUCAAUCAGCCAUCGGAGAUCCAGACCUAUGCGACGAUACGUUCACCGUUUGGACUGCGUUUUUAGCAGCUCUUGAUGGAGAUGAAACAAUGCUAGUCGUGGAUCAAACCUUUGCACUGAUUGUACAGCAUUGGUCGUUGUUUUCUUCAGACACGCAGCUCAAAGCCCAUAAAGCUGUCGGAAGCAUCAUAAGCCAAUACAACCCUCAGCUUCGGGCUAGAGUCGAAUAUCUUCCCUCACUGGCCGGCAUACCAAUGUUCUCCAAGAUUGAAGGCGAGUUGGCAAAGUUCAGAGACAUGAUUGAGACCAUCAAGGUCUUCCAAGCCUUUAGCAAUAGAUGCAAAGACCAGACAUCAGUCGUGGUGCGUCAGGCUCUGAUAGAGCUUGUGCCUUUUCUGGAUGCCAAUCAGCAGGAAUUGCAUCAGUCGAUAGUUGGCCAAAAGCCUCUUCCAGUUUUGGCCGCGUUGACGCGAUCACUUCUCGAUGCUAGCGUUCGUUUCUCGGAAGACCACUCCGAUAUCACGAUCCUUUGUGCUCAGUGCCUUGGUAUCAUCGGUGGUCUUGAUCCAUACCGAGUGGAAACGGUCCGUGAAAAGAAGCGCGUCUUGAUGCUUUCGAACUUCGCACGGAGAGACGAGGAUAUCGAUUUCGUGGCAUUACUUCUCGAACAAGUCCUGGUCAAGGUCUUCCUUUCUACCACAAAUGCUAAACAACAAGGCUGGAUCGCCUAUGUUAUGCAGGAGAUGCUAAAGCAUUGUGGGUUUAGUGCACUCCGUGGAGCAAAACCCCGAUCUUCGCAGGCUAGUACAGAGGCCCAGCGCUGGAAUGAGAUCCCAGAGGCUGUCAGAACUGUAUUAACUCCCUUCCUUGAUUCGAAAUACUCCGUCAAUGUUAACACCUCGAUACAAUACGAAGGUGCGACAUACCCGAUAUUCAACUCAAAGAUCAGUCAUGGCACCUGGCUCCAGACCUUUGUUCACGACCUGCUGCGAAAGGGACAGGGUGUGAACGUUGAGAUGGUAUUUCCUGUUCUAGCAAGAAUCAUCAAAGGAUACGAUCUCUCGAUAGCUACCUUUAUACUUCCAUUUACAGCUCUGAAUGUCAUCGUAUCAGAUAAUGAUGAGAACAUGGAGAAUGUAGGAAGAGAGCUUUUGCAGGUGCUGCAGGCCGAUAUACAUACCUCGGAGCAGCACGAAGUUUCGAUCAUCAAGCAGUGUAGCGAGAAUGUCUUCCAGACAUUGGAUUAUCUUUCUUCGUGGUUACAAGAGAAGAGAAAAUCCGUUACUGACGCGAGAACGAUGGCAGGAAAGACGGGGCGCGGUGUUUCCGAGGACGACGAGAUGAACGCCAUCAAGCAGCUCAGUCGCGUAGAGGGAAUUCUGCAGCUCAUUCCUGCGGAAAUCAUAUCUCGAAGAGCUGUAGAGUGUGGUUCGUACGCUCGUGCACUGUUCCACUGGGAACAGUACGUGCGUCAGCAGCGGGACAUGAAGGCUGAAUCCAAUCAGCCAUUCCACGAGAAGGACGAACUGUUACAACAUCUGCAGAUGAUCUACGCGCAUAUCGAUGAGCCGGAUUGUAUCGAAGGAAUAUCAGCUCAUCUCAAGAUCCUCAAUCCCGAGCAGCAGAUCCUCGAGGAUCGCAAAGCCGGGCGGUGGACGGCGGCGCAAAGUUGGUACGAGAUUGCACUUGCUGAGAGACCGAACGAUGUCGAGACCCAGAUCAAUCUCCUCACUUGUUUGAAGGAAUCUGGUCAAUACGACUCUAUUCUCAACUAUGUAGACGGCUUCCAUGCGACUAACUCGCUUCCGAGCAGCACGUUACCUUUCGCAGCGGAAGCGGCUUGGUCUACUGGCAAAUGGGAACAACUCGAACGCCUUCUUACUGCUACCGGUAGCGAUGAUUCCAGUCUUCUCGCGGACUUCAACGUUGGGAUAGGCAGAGCGCUAUUGGCAUUGCGUCACAACAGCCGCCCAGACUUCCAGGGCAUCAUUGAAGAGCUACGAGAACUUCUGGCGAAGAGCAUGUCUCCAUCAAGCACAACGUCUGUGCAGGCAUCGCAUGAUCAUCUGGUCAAACUGCAUGCACUGUACGAGGUUGAGACUAUAAGCGGUAUGGGUAGUGGGAUUGUAACAGACCGCGAAACCAUUCUCGAAAAUCUGGACAGACGCUUGGACAUCAUUGGGGCGUACACAUCAGACAAGCAAUACCUUCUGGGACUACGUCGCGCCGCUAUGACGCUAUCUCGCAUCGAAUUCGCAAAUCUUGACGUUGCUUCCGCGUGGCUCACGACCGGACGGCUGGCUCGCAAGGGAGGCUUCAUGACAACAGCUUUCAACUCUGUACUGCACGCUGAACGACUUGGAGACAACGCGUCUAAGAUUGAGUACUCAAAGCUGCUGUGGAAGGAAGGCCACCAUCGCAAGGCGAUACAAAACCUUCGUGGCGCAAUCGACAGCAACGCAUUCCAGCAGGAAGACACAGUGCCGAUCAACGUCUCCGUGACCACAGCCGGUCGAGGCGAAGAGCAUUCGAUGAACAAGGUUAAGUGCCAUGCUCAACUAUUGCUCGCUAAAUGGCUAGACCGCGCGGGUCAGACACAGUCAAUGUCCUUGAAGGAAGAGUAUGUGACUGGAGUGCAAACCUAUCCCCGCUGGGACAAAGGUCACUACUACCUGGGUCGAUGGUAUCUGAAGCUACUCGAAUCAGAGAAGCAGCAGCCGAUAACAAAACAAAGUUCCGAAUACCUUGCUGGUAGUCUCAUCAAGUUAGUCAUCGAGAACUUUGUCCGCUCUACGGUAUACGGGACGAAGUACUACUACCAGACCCUGCCCAAGAUACUUACUCUGUGGUUGGACAUGGGUAUGGAAGUUAUGAGCAGCACACCCAAAACCGCCAAAGACAAGGAGUUUCACGAACAUCGGCUCAACUAUCUCGACCACAUCAACAAAUACCUCAAGCGAUACGCCGGAGAGCGGAUGCCUGCUUUCGCAUGGUACACCGCUUUCCCGCAGAUCAUCACACGCAUCAGCCAUCCGAAUAAGAGCGUUUGGGAUGCUCUCCAGACGAUCAUCAUUCGAGUUGCGUCUACGUAUCCGCAGCAGGCGCUUUGGGCUUUACUCGCCGUCCUGCAUUCCACGCAGGAUGACCGCAGAGCUCGAGGCGCUACUGUAUUGCAACGACUACGCGACGCAUCAAAGCGAAAAGGAGCUUCUAUCGACCUCAAGGCCCUCAUCAUCCAAGGGCAGCGUCUUACUGACGCACUACUAGCGGCUUGUGAUGCCCCCAUAGAAUCACGGAUAGCACACGUGAGUCUAGCAAGGGAUCUGGGGUUCAACCACAAGCUUGCUCCCACGCCGCUGGUUGUUCCUAUCGAAGCCAACCUACUUCCAAAUCUGCCUGCUGGCAACGACAGCCAGACCAUCCGUCGUCACAACCCAUUCCCAGCCGACGCCAUCACCAUCCAAUCCUUCGACGACGACGUACUCGUCCUAUCCUCCCUCCAACGCCCCCGAAAACUAAACGUCCGCGGCUCCGACGGGCGCUCCUACGGCCUCCUCUGCAAACCCAAAGACGACCUACGCAAAGACCAACGCCUCAUGGAAUUCAACGCCAUGAUCAACCGCGCCCUCCAAAAAGACAUCGAGUCCAGCAAGCGCCGCCUCUACAUCAAAACCUACGCCGUCACGCCCCUCAACGAAGAAUGCGGCGCAAUCGAAUGGGUCGAAGGCCUCAAGCCCAUGCGCGACAUCAUCCUCCGUUUCUACCGCCAAAUGGCCAUCCCGAUCGACUACGGCGAGAUCCGCCUUCUCCUUAACGAAGCCUCGUCGUCCCCAUCCAAAAUCCCCAUCUUCACUGAACGCAUCCUCGGUAAAUUCGUGCCUGUGUUACAUGGAUGGUUUGUUGAGACGUUUCCUGAGCCCGAAGCUUGGUUCGCUGCAAGACUCCGGUAUACGAGAUCUUGCGCUGUGAUGAGUAUAGUGGGCCACGUCCUCGGUUUGGGAGAUCGACACGGCGAGAACGUGCUGUUGGAGCAGGGCGACGGUGGUACUUUCCACGUCGAUUUCAACUGCCUCUUCGACAAGGGUCUCACAUUCGAAAAACCCGAACUCGUUCCCUUCCGCCUCACGCACAACAUGGUCGAUGCCAUGGGCCCACAGGGCGUCGAAGGCCCCUUCCGCAAAGCCGCUGAACUGACCUACAAACUGCUCCGCCAGCAUGAAGACACGUUGAUUACUAUCCUGGAAACUUUUGUGCACGAUCCUACGGCUGAUUUCCUGGGAGGCAAACGUCGUAAGAAGAUUGUUGGCGUCCCGGAUACGCCGCAGGAGGUGCUGGAUAUUACCAGGACAAAGGUGAAUGGGUAUCUCAAGGGGGAGAGUGUCCCGUUGAGUGUCGAGGGCUAUGUUGACGCGCUUAUUGCUAUGGCGGUGGAUCCGAUGAAUUUGGCGAGUAUGUAUAUCGGGUGGUGUGCUUUCUUCUAG